This is a messenger RNA of Saccostrea cuccullata (small rock oyster), 4014 nucleotides long. RefSeq lists its product as uncharacterized. Bases 1 to 4014 code for a protein of 1337 amino acids. The transcript has 19 exons. The record is from RefSeq and is a predicted model, not a curated record. Gene Ontology annotation, molecular function: chitin binding. Gene Ontology annotation, cellular component: extracellular region. NCBI's taxonomy places the organism in Eukaryota, Metazoa, Mollusca, Bivalvia, Ostreida, Ostreidae.
AUGGAGGCUGGUCUGCAUGGCAAAGCUGGGGACUAUGUUCAGUGUCCUGUGAGAAUGGAACAACAAUACGCAAAAGAACGUGUAACAACCCCCCAUCUGCAUAUGGAGGACAAAACUGUAGCGGAAAAGGACAAGAAACAAGGCCAUGCGACACAACAAAAGCUUGUCCAGCAAGUUCACAUUGAGUUAGUCUGCAAGCAUAACAUGACUGCAAUAGUUGCCGAUCCUUUCAAUUGUGCACAAUUUUAUGAUUGUUCACACAACUUGUCAGCAUUAGGAAAACCUUUUUUGAGAGAAUGCAACUAUCCUGAUCUAUUUUCAUCUUCAACAAAAUCAUGUGAACCAUUUUCAACAGUAACUGGGAACUGUGGAAGGAGAAAAGAAGUUCAGGCACCAUCUGUUUUAAACUUCCUGUGUUCAAAAAAUCAUUCUGCUGCAAUACCAGAUCCCGAAAAUUGUGCGAAAUUUUACAACUGUUCAAAACUGCUUUCAUCAAAGACACUUGAAGAUAUGAAAACUGAGUGCGGAUAUCCAGAUCUUUUCUCUUUAAGCACUGGAAGAUGUCAGAAUUUUAAAACUGUAAAUUGCACCAAAAGGAAGGAACCUGUGACACCGUGUGAAUAUUAUAAAAAUCUCUGCGCUCUCAACAGUACCAAAUGUAUUCCUUGUUAUAAACGGUUACCCAGUUGUCAAGGAUUGACAAAUGGAAACGAGGCCUUUCCAGGAAAACUAUGGCAGGCAGAUUAUAUUGUGUGUGACACAAACCGUACCAUGAACAUCAGUCAUUGUUCUCAAGGAGAGUACUUCAAUCCAAGACUAAGCACUUGCAAGAAGGAUGUUCCAAAUGUGGAUAUACCAGAUUAUUGCUUAGCCAACCCCAAAGCUCUGCUUCCAAAGAAAGACAACUGUGGUCAGUACAUCAACUGUUCUGAUUCGGGAUUUGAUGGGAAUCACACAAUGGAAUGCCUUUAUCCAGAUCUUUUUUCAUUAAUAUCUAUGUCAUGCCAGUGGUUUGAGAAUGUGACUUGUCAUCAACGCAUGGAACCCCAGGCGCCAUGUGAUUACCAACAGAACCUUUGUGCGCCAAUGAAUAAGAGCUGUAUUCCUUGCAAGAAGAGGCUUCCAUCUUGUGUGACAUUGCCUGAUGGGAAGAACCCUAUUAAUUGGUUGUUAUGGAAACCAGAUUAUGCCAUCUGCUACAAAAAUAGGACCAUUGAUAUAGAGAAAUGUUCCUCUCGCUUUUUUGAUCCAGUUCAAAGAAAAUGUCUGUCGAAAGCAAUUCCAAGUAACAUUGAUAAGAUUUGCAAACAGAAUCCAAAGGCUAUCUUCCGAAAGAAUGACAACUGUGCUCAGUAUUACAACUGUUCCGUGGACAACUCCAAAUACGGAAAACAUCUACAGGAAUGUAAAUAUCCUGAUCUGUUCUCUACCAUAAGCAUGAGAUGUGAGAAUUUCAAUAUAGUGAAAUGUGACAAUAGAACAGAGCCUCAGACACCAUGUGAGUAUGUUCAAAACCAGUGUGCAAAAAGCAACGUUUCAUGUGUCCCUUGUCCAAAACGGUUGCCCAGUUGUCAAGGAUUGACAAAUGGAAAAGAGGCUUUUCAAGGAAAACUAUGGCAGACAGAUUAUAUUGUGUGUGACACCAACCGUACCAUGAACUUCACUCAGUGUUCUCAAGGAGAGUACUUCAAUCCAAGACUAAACACCUGCAUGGAAGAAGUACCAAAAGUGGAUAUACAAAAUUACUGCACAGCCCAUCCUAAGGCUUUACUUCCAAAAAAAGACAAUUGUGGUCAGUACUCUAACUGUUCUGAUUCGGGAUUUGAUGGGAAUCACACGAUGGAAUGUCUUUAUCCAAAUCUAUUUUCUUUAACAUCUUUGUCCUGUCAGUGGUUUGAGAAUGUGACUUGUGAUGGACGCAUGGAACCUCAAGCACCAUGUGAGUACCAGCAGAAUCUUUGUGCUCCAACGAAUAAGAGCUGUAUUCCUUGCAAGAAGAGGCUUCCAUCUUGUGUGACAUUGCCUGAUGGGAAAAACCCUAUAAAUUGGUUGUUAUGGAAACUUGAUUAUGCCAUCUGCUAUAAAAACAGGACCAUUGAUAUAAGGAAAUGUCCCGCUAGGUUCUUCGAUCCAGUUCAAAGAAAAUGUUUAGAGAAAGCAAGCCCAAAUAACAUUGAUGAGAUCUGCAAACAGAAUCCAAAGGCUAUCUUCCGAAAGAAUGACAACUGUGCUCAGUAUUACAACUGUUCCGUUGACAACUCCAAGUACGGAAAACAUCUACAGGAAUGUAAUUAUCCUGAUCUGUUCUCAACCAUAAGCAUGAGAUGUGAGAACUUCAAGAUAGUGAAAUGUGACAAUAGAACAGAGCCUCAAGCACCAUGUGAGUAUGUUCAAAAUCAGUGUGUAACCAGCAAUAUCUCCUGUGUCCCUUGUCCCAAACGAUUGCCAAGUUGUCAAGGGUUGACAAAUGGAAAAGAGGCCUUUCAAGGAAAGCUAUGGCGGGCAGAUUACAUUGUGUGCGACACCAACCGUACCAUGAACAUCAAUCAGUGUUCUCAAGGAGAGCACUUCAAUCCAAGACUAAACACUUGCAUGAAAGAUGUACCAGAAGUGGAUAUACCAGAUUUUUGUUCAGCUUAUCCCGACGCUUUACUUCCAAAAAAAGACAACUGUGGUCAGUACAUCAACUGUUCUGAUUCAGGAUUUGAUGGUAAUCACACAAUGGAAUGCCUUUAUCCAGAUCUCUUUUCAUUGACAUCUAUGUCAUGCCAAUGGUUUGAGAAUGUGACUUGUAACAAACGCAUGGAACCUCAAGCACCUUGUGAGUACCAGAAGAACCUUUGUGCUCCAGCAAAUAGGAGCUGUAUUCCUUGCAAAAAUAGGCUUCCAUCUUGUGUGACAUUGCCUGAUGGGAAGAACCCUAUAAAUUGGUUGUUAUGGAAACCUGAUUAUGCCAUCUGCUAUAAAAACAGGACCAUUGAUAUAAGGAAAUGUUCCUCUCGCUUCUUUGACCCAAUUCAAAAAAAUUGUUUAGAGAGAGCAAGUCCAAAUAACAUUGAUAAGAUCUGCAAACAGAAUCCAAAGGCUAUCUUCCGAAAGAAUGACAACUGUGCUCAGUAUUACAACUGUUCCGUGGACAACUCCAAAUACGGAAAACAUCUACAGGAAUGUAAAUAUCCUGAUCUGUUCUCUACCAUAAGCAUGAGAUGUGAGAAUUUCAAAACAGUGAAAUGUGACAAUAGAACAGAGCCCCAAGCACCAUGUGAGUAUGUUCAAAAUCAGUGUGUAACCAGCAAUAUCUCCUGUGUCCCUUGUCCCAAACGGUUGCCAAGUUGUCAAGGAUUGACAAAUGGAAAAGAGGCCUUUCAAGGAAAACUAUGGCAGGCAGAUUAUAUUUUUUGUGACACCAACCGUACCAUUAACAUCACUCAGUGUUCUCAAGGAGAGUACUUCAAUUCGAGACUAAGCACUUGCAUGACGGAUGUUCCAAAAGUUGAUGUUCCAGAUUUCUGUGCUGUGCAUCCUUUAGACAUUGUGCCUGCCUUGGACAAUUGUGCGCGCUAUUUUAACUGCAGUGCUGUGAAUGCAGCCCCCCCAUCACUAAUCAAAGCGAGAAACUUAGCGAAUUCUGCAGUAGUUGAUCAAAUGGAAUGUUCCUAUCCUGCAUUGUUUGACGUGUCAUCAGGAGACUGUAGAAAUUUCACAUCUGUCACAUGUGAUAGAAGACCAGAGCCACAGGCACCUUGUGAAUAUCUUCAAAAUAUAUGUGAAUCAUCAGAUUUGAAUUGCUUGCCAUGUCCUCAGAGACUGCCUACUUGUGUUGGAAAGGCAAAUGGUCCAAACCCGUUCCCAAAUAAGCUUUGGAGCCCAGAUUUCAUCUUGUGUUAUCACAAUAGAACCUUGAAAAUAGAGAAAUGCUCAAAGGGUUAUUUUCAUCCUAUUGCAAACAUUUGCAUGGAAAUUGUUGAUCCAGGUAAAUUAAAACAAAGAUUGGACAAUAUUUACUGCAUGUAA